Molecule: messenger RNA, 739 nt
Organism: Erythranthe guttata (spotted monkey flower)
Lineage: Eukaryota; Viridiplantae; Streptophyta; Magnoliopsida; Lamiales; Phrymaceae
Cellular component (GO): chloroplast thylakoid membrane
Source: RefSeq, a predicted model, not a curated record
GGAAAUAGAAUUGAAAACAGAUAAAAUGCAGCAAUAAUUAAUUAAUUUGUUGGGCAUAGCUUCUCCCUUCUCAAAUGCUUCAUCUUCGGCACUGUACUUGUCUUUCUCUGAACACUCACUCAUCCCUAAAGAAGAAAAAAUCGAUAUUUUUAUCUGGGUUCGGAGUUUGGGGAGAUAAUGAAUUGUUGGGAUUCAAGAAUAGGAGAAGAAACGGGCCGCUGAAUGGCGUGGAGAAAGAUUCGGGCUUUGAGGUGGACCCGGAUAAGGCCCGAGAAGCUUUGAGACAGCUUGAUGAGCAGCUUCAAUCUUUCUCCAAGAGAAAAGUCAGCCCCCCAAAGAAUAUUAGAGCUAUGGACUAUAAUGAACCAAUUAUCAGGGAAAGAGAAGAAGAGAUAUCGGGCUUCACAGGGUCGUUUUUGGUAUUUGCAGCUUCAGGUCUGCUAGUUUUCACCAUUUUGUAUAAUAUUAUAUUCUUUACAGUUAUAAAGCCAUCCGUAGAUGGACCGGAGACUGUUGAAUCUGCAAGUACGAUUAUGGAAGCUGAAAAGGGGGCAUCGAUAAAACGAUUGUCUAAAAGUGCAGAGUUCUCAAUUAGGCGGUGAAAACUUGUAUGUAUAUAUAUAUGCAUCUGUAUAUGCGCAAAACUCGACUUUUAUAUCUUACUACUGAUUUAUUUGCUACGUUAUGGAAUAUCAAUUCUCUCGUCGCCAUUUUGAAAUGAGAGGUCGAAUAUUGGUUA